Molecule: messenger RNA, 2254 nt
Organism: Osmia bicornis bicornis
Lineage: Eukaryota; Metazoa; Arthropoda; Insecta; Hymenoptera; Megachilidae
Product: protein decapentaplegic-like
Exons: 4
Coding region: 439-1608 (389 amino acids)
Biological process (GO): BMP signaling pathway; SMAD protein signal transduction
Cellular component (GO): extracellular region
Molecular function (GO): cytokine activity; growth factor activity
Source: RefSeq, a predicted model, not a curated record
UUGUACUCUUCCUCUCGACUUCUCGAAGAUUUCCGCGUAUCGAGUUGAGUUCAACAUCAGUGCGUACCAUCCUAAACGUUCUCUAUUUGCAUAAACAAUCGGAGUGUUUAAAAAAUUAAUGAUUAUAUUCGGCUCAAAUUUGUGAGCUGCUUACGAAAAGAAGACUUCAAUCAAAAUUUCUUAUUUUUCCUCAUUUUUUUUUUCAUUGCUCUUCGUCUUAAUUUUUCUUUCUCUUUCGAUACACACGAGUGCGAAAAUAUCAGAUAGCGCAACGAAGUUCCAACAUCGAUGUAUCGAUACUAAAGACUCCCGGGGGCGAGGUUUUGAGACAAUAGUUUCUGAGUGAGGUUACAUGGACUCAUUGAAAUGUCGUGGUUCCUCGAACGACGGACUUACGAUUAGCUCAGGGAGGCAACAUCCGUGAGCAACGACAUCACAAUGCGCAUGUUGCUGCCACUGAGGUUGGUUUUCGUCGCAGCAGGUUUGCUGCUGGCAACUACCAAAGCAAAUAUGCAUUUGCACUUGCAUUCCGACACUACCAAUCAUCUUGUUAUUGGUGAACGAGAGCAAGCAAUUGCUGGAAUUGAAGCUAGCCUUCUUUCCCUUCUUGGUUUUGCCAAACGACCAAAACCUCAAGGUCCAGCUUACGUUCCAGAAUCAUUGAAAAAGCUUUACGUCAAACAGAAUACCAUUGGAAUGGCUGAUAUUGCUAAACCAGGAAUCCAUGCUAGAUCUGCUAAUACAGUUCGCUCUUUUUCACACAUUGAAAGUGAGCUGGAUCAUAAAUUUCAAUCUCCAAACCGUUUCCGCCUGUCCUUUGACUUAAGUAGCAUACCAUCAGGAGAGAAAUUACAAGCUGCAGAGUUAAGUCUUUCUCGUAUACCUAUCUUAAACGAAGAUUCUGAUCGGAAACUGAGUAGAAUACUCGUAUACGACAUUCUACGUCCUGGUAUGAAAGGGCAUAGCACUGCACUUCUACGUUUAAUCGACAGUAAACCGAUAGACAUUAAAAAGAACGAUACAGUCAGUCUAGAUGUUCAUCCUGCUGUGGAAAGAUGGAUAAAAGAUCCUAAGAAUAAUCAUGGACUGUUAGUACAUGUACGUGGAAUGAAACAGGAACAUGUACGUUUAAAAAGAAGCGCAGAUGAAAGAAACGAUACAUGGGUCGUUAGUCGUCCAAUGUUAUUUACCUACACAGAUGAUGGCAGGUACAAGAUGUCUUCUGCAAGCCAAAUAAUGAAUCGUCGUGCUAGAAGAGCGGCUCUUCGAAAAAAUCGCAGAAAAGACGGUCGGGAGAACUGCAGGCGACAUCCACUUUACGUUGACUUUGCGGAUGUUGGUUGGAAUGACUGGAUCGUUGCUCCUCCUGGUUACGAUGCUUUUUAUUGUCACGGUGAUUGUCCUUUUCCAUUGGCAGAUCAUUUGAAUUCUACUAAUCAUGCGAUUGUUCAAAACUUGGUUUAUUCGACGAAACCAAGCAUGGUGCCAAAAGCUUGCUGUGUACCUACCGCUCUCAGUUCAAUAUCUAUGCUAUAUCUCGACGAAGAAAACAAAGUGGUCUUAAAAAAUUAUCAGGACAUGGCUGUUCUUGGAUGUGGGUGCCGCUGACUAUUUGCUAACCAAUUUAGUAGACUAUUUUAACAGUGAAGAAUACAUAUAUGUGCAAUAAAAACGAGAAUAGUUUAAAAAAGGCAUGAAAUAUUAAGAAUGAUUUAAAAUCUUGUUCAGUCGAAUGGAAGGUAACCUACUUUUGGAGGUUGUACAUUGAGAUUUUUUAUUAAUUGAUUGUAUUCAAAUAGCCUAAACUGUCGUCCAAUUUAUCCUUUAUUCGUAAAAUAAAGGAAGAUAUGAAAAAUUUAUACUUUUAUACAUAAGGAUUUUAAUACAUGAGAUUUUGAUCCUUGUUUGUACUUGUGCCUUACUUUGUAACAUUUUACAGUCGAAGAGAGAAAAAUAUAUUUUCAAACGAGGAUUUAAAUCGAGAUAAAUAUACUCCAAAAAAUUUUAAGUAUCCUCCUCUCAUUGAAAAAAGAAAAAUACUUUUGGAACAAUUGUACUGAUUACAGUACGAAAUCUGUAAAAUAGAUAGAAAUAAACAGGGACCAAUGUAAAUAGUAUGUCUGUAUAGUGAAUUAGUAUGCAUAGUAUUCUAUUCGAUGUUUUUAUUAAUAUUUCUAUGUUCUUCGAAUGUACACAGAUAUUGCGAAUGUAAAUAGUAAACAACUUUUAAUAAAUAUAUAUAUAUGUUAAAUUA